AUGUCUUACACAGGCGGCUGCCAGUGCGGCAAGGUCAAGUACACCUUCACCAGCGAGCCAAUCCAUACCGCCCUCUGCUACUGCACCAACUGCCAGCGUCAAACAGGCUCGACCAACACGGCCUCGCUCACCGUCGCGCAGCAGUCGUUCACCUCGACGGGCGCCGCGCCGAAGGUCUACUCGCGCAAGAGCGACGCGGGCGCCGACGUGCACAACCACUUCUGCGGCGACUGCGGCACCACGUGCUGGCUGACCGGCACCCUCGCCGACUCGGUCGGCAUGCUCAACGUUCGCAUCGGCACGCUGGACGAUCUGACCCUCAAUCAGAAGUGGGCGCCGAAGAUGGAGGUGUACUGUCGCGAGAAGUACGCGUGGUUGCCUAAGCUUGAGGGGACGAAGGCUUUUGAUGCGAUGGUGACGGCGGAGGCGAUUGAGCCGUUUAAGAAGGGGGCGCAGUGA
Lasiodiplodia theobromae is the source of this 459-nucleotide messenger RNA. RefSeq names its product Glutathione-dependent formaldehyde-activating enzyme. Bases 1 to 459 code for a protein of 152 amino acids. Lineage: Eukaryota; Fungi; Ascomycota; Dothideomycetes; Botryosphaeriales; Botryosphaeriaceae. The record is from RefSeq and is a predicted model, not a curated record. Gene Ontology annotation, molecular function: carbon-sulfur lyase activity. The transcript is spliced from 2 exons.